Molecule: messenger RNA, 861 nt
Organism: Suillus plorans
Lineage: Eukaryota; Fungi; Basidiomycota; Agaricomycetes; Boletales; Suillaceae
Exons: 4
Source: RefSeq, a predicted model, not a curated record
UCCUCGUGCACUUCCUUUCCCUUGCGCUACUAUCCUUGGAUCCUCAAGGAUGGUAUAUAUCCAACCGAACUUGAGAAGUCCCUCCUCGGUGCAGAUGUUAACCGCAUUGUCAAUCACCUGUCUUUUGGUUGGUAUGAGUCUUUGUUCCAGUCAUACAUGGCGAAAAAGCCGGUCAAAGUUGUGUCGUCCAUGGGCGAACAAUCGAAGAGCUUUUCCUUGAACCAUCUUGUGGAUACAUCAUUCGCAGGAUCGGCCAUGCGUACGACAGAAGGGGUUUGGAUGUCAGUAACUCCGACUAAAGAUGCUCUUAUUGUUGCUUUGGAUUUUGAAGGUGUUCAUAGUAUUGAGCGUUCUGCUCAAGAAGAUACAUUGCUCGUGCUAUUCAAUACUGCGAUCUCUAACUUGGUGCUAUUCCGGAACAACUUCGCCCUGAGCCGAGACAUCACAGGCUUAUUCCAGUCGUUCCAAUCAAGCUCGACCGUCCUUGACCCAGCAUCUAGUAACCUGAGUCUAUUUCAAUCAACGUUGGUGAUACAGUUUCUCCUCGCUCAAGGUUGAUCAGUUGCAGCUCUUAAGCGAGACAUACAAGAUGUACAAAGGUGUGCGGAUGCGCAGCAAAGGGUCAAUCGAGUGGAGAUGGUAGCCAGCUUAGGAUCCUAUGUUGCAUGGUGCAGACUUAUCACUAGUACAAUGCAGCAAUGCAGACUAUGAUAUUAAUUGAAUACACUUAGCAAGUGCAUGUUCCCAAAGAGACCUGCGAGUAACAUUUUGCCCAUCGUCUGGAAAUUGCCAAAGGUAGGCAUGCAACUGCUCAAGUUGGGCAGGGGAGAGGGGGCAGUUGGGUUCAUCCACGUUCACUUC